CAGCGCUGAACGACGUCGAACACUGAUCUUCAUGAAGACCAUUAACUUUGUAUUCCACGCAGCAGUUUACCUUCGAAAUAAACUUGCCCGUGAUCCUGAUCUGGACAUACGAAUCCACAUUUUUAACGCUCUCAAUGACAAGGGAUACAAUGACCAAACACUCAGCUAUUGACGCACGAAUCACCCCGCCACUCAGAUUGCUAUCGCCAUUAAUAUCCUGUCUGUUGGCAUUGAUGCGCCCACGUUCAACAAUGUCAUUGUCUAGCGUGAGCCGUUGGAUCCAGAUAAGUUGAUGCAGUACUGGGGUCGACUGCGCUUCAGUCGUGCUAAAUCCCCGCGCGCGUUUCUAUAUUUGACAUCAGCUGCUAUCAUAAAAGCUGAAGAAGCCUGUCAUUGCAGAUCGAAGCGGAGAAAGAAAGGUCAAAAUUCACGAAUCAGACAGAAUGUCUGCCGCCAUGGCCAAGCUUCUUUUAGCGCCCUGAAAAGUCGUGUACUUCAUCAGCUCUACGACAACCCAAAGGAUGAGACACCAUGCCAGUGCCUCUUCUGCGAGGUCAAUCCACGACCACAGCGAACAGAGUCUUGCAACUGCUCAGGAUAUCAGCCUGAACCUCCUGCCCAAGAUACAACCAGAGUCGCACCCCAAAAGACAAUGAGGAACCUGCCAAGCAAUAUCAUGGCUGCGAUGGUUAUUCAUGCGUUUCCCUGGACAGAAGCUGAGCAACUCUUUCAUGCACUGUCCCAGUGCAGAGCAUGCCAGACCCUUGAACAUAUUUCCAUCACCUCCUAUGAUACAGACGUUCAGCAGCCCUCAGGCAAUUCUUUGACAGCUGUCACACAUUUCCUUUGUUUCACGCAACUCUGUACCCUGCGGCUCAUGCUUCAUCACCUCAUCUUCCUUGACAAUGACCUCCUUUUGGAAGCCAUGUCAAGUUGGCCGCACAUCUGCUCGCUGGAAUUAGUAGACCGACAGAUGCACACCUAGUAAAGUAGGAAAGUGUCAGAUAGGGUGAGAAAUAGCACCGCUUU
Messenger RNA from Suillus paluster, 1029 nucleotides. RefSeq lists its product as uncharacterized. The record is from RefSeq and is a predicted model, not a curated record. Bases 293 to 985 code for a protein of 230 amino acids. NCBI's taxonomy places the organism in Eukaryota, Fungi, Basidiomycota, Agaricomycetes, Boletales, Suillaceae. The transcript has a single exon.